This is a messenger RNA of Meleagris gallopavo (turkey), 762 nucleotides long. The record is from RefSeq and is a predicted model, not a curated record. NCBI's taxonomy places the organism in Eukaryota, Metazoa, Chordata, Aves, Galliformes, Phasianidae.
CUGUGGGGUAAGGGGCCACUCUAAUGGCCUCACUGCAGUCUCUAGGCUGUGUGCUGUACUGCAUGAUGUUUGGGGAGGGCCCCUACGAUGCCAUCUUUCAGAAGGGUGACAGCGUGGCCCUGGCAGUGCAGAACCCCAUCGCCAUCCCCACAACUUCAAGGUACUCGGCUGGCUUGCACCGCCUGCUGUCCUCCAUGAUGACAGUGAACCCGCAGGAGCGGCCCAACAUCGAGGAUAUCCUACAGCAGCUGGAGGGGCUGCAGGCUACGUCAGCCGGCCAGAUCACCACAAGUAUCUGAGUGUGGCCCAUCGCUGGCCUAGGCUGUAUCGGGCUGCCCUGGGCCUGCUUCCCCCUGGGGCUGCUCCUGAGGGGAUUUCUGCACUCGGGGAGAGCUGCUCCGUGCUGGAGGUGUUUUGGAGUCAGACUUUGUCAUUUGGGGGUGUGCGGUGCAGUGGUUUGUACCCUGAAUGCUGCCCUUGGAGCCUGCACAGCUGCUGGUGUCUGUGUGGCUGCUGUGGCCAGCACAGCUCAGCACUAGGCUGCAGGACUGGUGCGUGUGCCCUGCCUGCUGAGGGCAAGGCCUCGCUGCCCGCUCUGAGCCCACAGGGCGGCAGAUUAUCUCCUGCCUCGGGGAAUGGCUGCAGCCGGGCCCGGCCUUGUGCUGCUGGAGCAAGGCAGGGACAGGCGGGGCUCAGCGCUCACUGCCCUGGCACCCACAUUGCCUUGUGUUUUGAAUAAAGGUGUUCUUGCGGAGGUGUGAA